Histoplasma capsulatum G186AR is the source of this 3132-nucleotide messenger RNA. Its product is annotated as exo-beta-1,3-glucanase Exg0. The transcript is spliced from 3 exons. Lineage: Eukaryota; Fungi; Ascomycota; Eurotiomycetes; Onygenales; Ajellomycetaceae. The record is from RefSeq and is a predicted model, not a curated record. Gene Ontology annotation, molecular function: polygalacturonase activity. Bases 1 to 2841 code for a protein of 946 amino acids.
AUGGUGGCUGGCGCUGGCUGGGCGCAGCUAAGCUUCCAGGGGCCGCGGUUCUGUCACCGAAUUACGCAGCGAAUCAGCGAUAAGCUCAGCGCCGUGCCUGGUACCGCGCCGCCAGGUACCGCUUCGAGUGUUCCCUGGCCUCUUGGUCACAACACGAUGAUGUUAUCAUCAUCAGUCCUCUGGGUCGUCACCCAUCUAUGGCUGUUGUUGGGGGGGUUGACUAGUCUUGCCAAUGCUAUCCCUAUGCCCCAGGGAAACCCUACUCCUCAGGCAUCAGGCUUCUGGGUGGGAUCCAUUGACCGCAGAGGUUCCCCUGCAUUCAGAACGGCAAGUGGCGAGUAUCAGGUCUACCGAAACGUUAAAGAAUUUGGUGCAAAAGGCGACGGUACCACAGAUGAUACUGAGGCGAUAAACAAAGCUAUCUCAACGGGAAAUCGAUGUGGAUUGGGUUGCGAUUCUUCCACUGUGACCCCUGCCAUAGUCUAUUUCCCAGCAGGCACAUAUGUCGUCUCCAAGCCAAUUAUUCAGUAUUACUACACCCAACUCGUUGGUGAUGCUUUGAAUCUGCCCGUCAUCAAGGCUGCCUCCUCCUUUCAGGGGAUUGCCGUCAUCGAUGCUGAUCCGUACACUGACCAGGGUACUAACUGGUACAACUUCAAUCAAGUUCUCAUAUGCUUCGAUCUGGUUUAUCGCGACGCUGAUAACGAUUCCCGGAUUAGCGUACGCGAUUUUUAUUGGCAAGUGGCGCAAGCUAGCAGCCUGCAGAACAUCCGUUUCGAGAUGGUCCAAGGUGGUGGUGAAGCCAAUAGACAACAGGGUAUUUUUAUGGAUAAUGGCUCCGGAGGCUUCAUGACAGACCUUGUUUUCAAUGGCGGUAACUACGGCGCCUUUUUGGGCAACCAGCAGUUUACUACUCGCAACCUCACGUUCACGAAUUGCAAUACAGCAGUGUUUAUGAACUGGAACUGGGCAUGGACAUUCAAAUCGGUGACCGUCAACAAUUGUGGCGUCGGUCUGAACAUGUCCAAUGGCGGCUUUAACCAGACCGUAGGCUCGGUUCUGAUCCUCGAUAGUAAAUUUAUCGGUACUCCGAAGGGCGUCGUCACCUCUUACAAUGAUAAGAGUGUUCCUGAAACAGGCGGAACCCUCAUCCUCGAUAAUGUCGACUUCACGGGUUCGGAUGUUGCAGUUGCCCAUCUUGAUGGUUCAGUUGUUCUCAAAGGAGGUUCGGUUGUCUCCUCAUGGGCACAGGGUAAUGCGUUCACCUCUGGGUCAUACGCAACUAUCCAGAACUCUAAGAGGGAGCCCGAACCUCGAGUAAAGGGACCAGUUCCUGUUUAUACGGUGGAACGUAUAAUCAAGCGGGAUUCGUGCAAAGCCCGCUACCCACCUCCACCUCAACCGGCUCCAAUUUCCCAAGCGCCUACCCCAUCGCCUCUACCGCCACCGUUUACUGGUAAAUAUCCAACGCCAUCGCAAGACAAGCCAGAGGGUACGGAGUCGAAGUCGCCAACGGUAUCCCCAUCGUCUGUUUCGUCUUCUGUCCCCCCAUCACCCACCCCCUCGCCAACAGAAACUUCACCCGCAGCAUGUCCGACAGCGCCUCCUAAGAAGGCUCGAAUCAGUUCCAGGAUCAGUAGUCCCGCUAAACCAGCAGUUCUCCUGGACCCAUCAGGAAAGGUAUUUGAGCGGACAAAGCCACAAUAUGAGGGCGUCCCCAAAGGGUCAUUUAUCAGCGUCAAGGGCGCCGGCGCCAAAGGAGAUGGAGUAACUGAUGAUACAAAAGCAAUCCAAGCAGCAUUAGACAGCGCGCAAGCAGGGCAGAUCGUAUAUUUCGACCAUGGAGCUUAUGUCAUUACUUCCACAAUCAAAGUGCCCAAGGAAAUCAAGAUCACCGGUGAAAUCUGGCCGCUGCUCAUGGCAUCUGGACCCGCCUUCUCUGACGAAUCAAAGCCCAUCCCAAUGCUUCAAGUUGGACAGAAAGGCGACAAGGGCAAUGUUGAAAUUAGCGACCUAGUGCUUGAAACCAAAGGACCCGCACCCGGCGCCAUCCUGGUCGAGUGGAAUGUUGCUGAAACAACGCAAGGUUCCGUCGGAAUGUGGGACGUGCACAUGAGAAUUGGAGGUUCCGCCGGUACGGAACUCCAGAGCGACCACUGCGCCAAGACUCCUAAGAGCAAAACCGUACCGGACCCCAAAUGCGUCGGUGCCUUCAUGCUCAUGCACAUCACAAAGGAGGCUUCCGGAUAUUUUGAAAAUAAUUGGCUAUGGGUUUCGGAUCAUGAGUUGGAUUUGGCCGAUCAUGGACAGAUUAAUAUCUACAAUGGCCGUGGCCUCCUGAUCGAAAGCACUGGACCAGUAUGGCUCUACGGUUCCGCGAGCGAACACUCCCAACUCUACCAGUACUCCAUUGUCGGCGCCAAAAACGUUUUCAUGGCACUGAUCCAGGUGGAAACCCCGUACUAUCAAGCCAAUCCAAACGCUCUGGUCCCCUUCAAGCCUAACUCAGACUUCCACGACCCAGACUACUCCCAUUGCAAGACGGACGCGUGCAGGAAAGCCUGGGGUCUGCGAAUCCUCGACUCUACCGACGUGUUCAUCUACGGUGGCGGACUGUAUAGCUUCUUCGAGAACUACAGCCAAGAAUGCCUGGCCACGGAAUCCUGCCAGGAAAACAUGAUUGAGGUGGACUGUUCGCCUGUGCAUCUGUUCGGCAUCAGCACCAAGGCCAGCACAAACAUGAUCACGAGAACGAAUGGGGGUCAAGGACUGGUGAAGCAGAUUGACAAUCGGAAUAACUUCUGCUCCACCCUGGCCGUUUUCGAGCAGGCGAGUGAAUGAGGUAUAGGAUCAUGUUUUUGUAACCUCUCUUAUUUCGAUUUCGAUGUUUGUGCCACCGCCCAAAAAAACAAAAACAAAAAAGAUAGGGAAAGAAAUGCACAUGCUAGUUUACAUAUAUAUAUAUAUACACUUUGUGAGUGCCAGGUGGGCGGAUUAGUUUAGAAAUAGCGGGCAAAAUUCCCAUAGAUGCGGUUUCACCCGCUCGCACAUUGUAUAGGUUGUUUAAUAAAGUUGAAAUUUGUCUUCCACCAAGAAAGGAAAAAGAGAAUUGUCAUGAUUUUUUCCUUUUCU